Messenger RNA from Monopterus albus (swamp eel), 7039 nucleotides. It is a transcript of the gene tiam2a, whose product is annotated as TIAM Rac1 associated GEF 2a. Bases 98 to 5263 code for a protein of 1721 amino acids. The record is from RefSeq and is a predicted model, not a curated record. The transcript is spliced from 26 exons. Gene Ontology annotation, molecular function: guanyl-nucleotide exchange factor activity; protein binding. NCBI's taxonomy places the organism in Eukaryota, Metazoa, Chordata, Actinopteri, Synbranchiformes, Synbranchidae. Gene Ontology annotation, biological process: small GTPase-mediated signal transduction; activation of GTPase activity.
AUCCAGACAACCGAGGAAUGGAUGUCUUUUGAGAAAUAAGUGAAGAGAGCUGUGCACAAGAGCUCCAAUCUGAGACGAGGCCAUCAGGCAGGCAGUGAUGGGAAAUUCAGAGAGCCAGUACAGCAUCCAGGGCCCCAAAGGCACCAGUUUCGUUUUCCCUGGGAAACAAAAGCCAUGUUCACUGAAGCUCCGCUCAGCCAAAGAUAAUACUUUGUCACCCCAUACAUGGUGGAAAAGUGUCCCGUUGGGCUCAGGGCACAAGGCCAGAUGUAUUGGGCACAGCUGUCUGUCUCCUCCCAAAAGUCGGCAGUCGUACUCCGCUCGGCGUUAUGACUAUGUCUCCAAGGGAGCGAGGGGCAACCCCAGUGAGCGUCGCUGGCAUCGGUCCCCUGGAUGUGGCAUACGAGGACGGGAUAGGUCAGAUGAUUAUGAUGAUAAUCCAUAUGGGGCUGAGCUCAAUGGCCAUGCCCUGGACGGGCACAGUGAUGAACAUGAAGUUUUAGAUGAACAGAGCAGCCCACGGGUGGUGAUCAAGAAGGAUGGCAGUCUCAGGGUGGAGUUCACCAACACCUCAGGAAAUCCUCUCCUCCUGGGUGAGGCCUCUGGCCCUGUACAACUCCUCAAGUUCUCUCCAAACCCAGACUCUGCCUCCACUCCUAGUCUGCCUGGUUCCAGUGGUAGCAGGCAAGAUGGCCACUGCAGUGGUCCCCCUCCGGCCUCUACCUCCUCCACAGCCAGAACUAGUAAGGGAAGCUCACUGAGUUCUGAUGGCUCCUGGUAUGACUCUCCCUGGGGACCCAACACAGAGCUCUGUGAGCAGGACCAGCCCUGCUCUGCCAGAACACUGGUGCACUCCCCUACUGAACAGUCUCCCCCUGUGUCUAUAACAGACCUCUACAGGGACCCCACAAUGGCUGCUACUUUCCACACAGCCAGGGACCUGCACUCCCAGUUACAGGAGCCUCCACCAGGCUCGAAGCCACACCGAGCCUCCUUUGCAUCUGUCCUGGAUGUGCCCUUGGAGGAAGAAUGUCCUGAGGUCCGGCAGUACUCCUCAUACACCCUGCCCUGUCGCAGGCCAAAAGCCCACACUAUGAGCGAGGACCUGGUCCAAUUUCGUGGCCAGAAACAGCACCAGGAGCAGGGUGUGCCAGAUUUAAUCUUCCAUAAGAAAGGCUCCAUCAAACACCGCAUCAGACGCUUUAGUGACUGGACAGGCAGCCUCAGCCGUAAUAAGAGGAAAUCUCAGGAAACCAGGUACAAGGACCUAAGCGAUGCCUUUGACAGUGGAGUUGAUGGCCUGACAGCAGACACCAGCUCCCCCUCCCAGGUCUCUAGUGCCCUCUGGUUCCCAGGAGCCUCCAGGGCCCAAUCAUCAGGAGCCAUUCACCAAACGACCAGCGAUGCCCUCCGACAGAACAUUUAUGAGAACUUCAUGAGGGAGCUGGAAAUGGGCACUGGACAGGGAGGAGGCGAGAGAAGAGACCCGUCCACUGGCACUGAGGAGGGAGGGGAGAGCAGCAGUGAGUCGGCCGAGGGCUCCAUGGAGCAGCUGGACCUCCUCUUUGAAAAGGAGCAGGGUGUGGUCAGACGGGCCGGUUGGCUCUCUUUUAAACCACUCGUCACUUUGCACAAGGACAGGAAGCUAGAGUUGGUGACCCGCCGCAAGUGGAAGCAGUACUGGGUGACCCUGAAAGGCUGUACGUUGCUGUUCUAUGAGACGUAUGGGAAAGGUUUCCCAGAGCAGGAGCUGCUGCCUCGCUACGCUCUGUUGGCUGAGGACAGCGUCGUCCAGGCCGUUCCCGAACACCCCAAAAAAGAGAACGUUUUCUGCCUCAGCAACUCGUAUGGAGAUGUCUACCUCUUCCAGGCUAGCAACCAGACUGACCUGGAGAACUGGGUGACAGCCAUCCACUCUGCCAGUGCCUCGCUGCUGGCCAAGCGCCAGGGAAAGGAGGACACGGUGCGGCUUCUGCGGAGCCAGGUGCGGGGCCUACUACAGAAGAUCGACAUGGACGGGAAGAUGAAGAAGAUGGCCGAGUUGCAGAUGACUGUGGUUAGCAACCCCAAGAACCGCAAGGCUAUUGAAAACCAGAUCCAGCAGUGGGAGCAGAAUCUGGAGAAGUUUAACAUGGAUCUGUUCAGGAUGCGCUGCUACCUGGCUAGUCUGCAGGGCGGAGAGCUGCCCAACCCAAAGAGCCUGUUAGCCAUCGCUAGCCGCCCCACCAAAACCACCCUGGGACGCCUGGGGAUUUUCUCCGUCUCUUCCUUCCAUGCACUGAUCUGUUCCAGAGAUGAGGCCACGCUCAGGAGGCGUUCACUGUCCCUGAUGUACCGGCAGCGCAAGAGAGGCCUUUUCUCGUCACUCAAAGGGCUCGACAACCUUACGAAAAGAGGUCGGGACAAGAGGCCCUCUGCAUCACAGGUCUUUGAGGGCGACGCUGGAGGUCAAACGUAUGCCCUGCCUCCCAGGAGCACCGAGAGGUUGGAUGUGCUGGCCAGUAUCUACUCCAUGUCGCCCCCUGAUGUCCCUGUGUGGGACAGCACCAGUUGUGCCACAGAUGUGCUGAUGUUUGUCUACAUGCCAGGCGGCCUGACAGUCCAAGUUUCUGUCAGAAGAGACCAGACAGCCGCUGACCUUCUCUCUGCAGCCUGCAAGGUGAAACACCUGGACCCGGGCCUGCACUGCCUCCGACUGCACAGAGGAGUGGGACAAGAUGUGGAGGUCCAAUACGUGGCGCCUGGCGAGUUCCUCCACAGUGUGGUCAACGAUCAGUUGGAGGUGGUCCCAGUUAAUGUGUUUGCGCUGCACAUGAGCAGGCCGAAUGGCACUGGAGACUUUGGCUUUGCAGUGACAGGGAACAUAGACGACCAGAAAAACAGCAGGAUCUUUGUCAGCGAGGUGCUUCCUGAUGGACUGGCCUUCAAUGAAGGGUUGCGUCCAGGCGAUGAGAUCCUGGUGCUAAAUGGUCAGUGUGUGUCAGGUCUGGACCUGUCACUGAUCCAAACGCUGUUUGCUGAGCAAACCCUCCACCUGAGUCUGAGGCGGGAAGGCCCUCUGCCGCCGACUGCGGUCUCGACCCACCCAGCUCCUCCUUCCAAACUUAACCAGGAGGUUCGCAGCAAGCAUCACCGAGCCAAGUCCUCCUCAGAUGUGUGCACUGCAGCUAAUGCUGGUGAGCCCUUGUGUGUAGGACUGGAGAAUGGGCAGUCCCACUGCACACACAGGACUGUUCAGCACAGCAAGAGCGUAGACACAGUGUGCACUCUCUACCAGUCCUUUCAGGAAGGGACGGGCUCAGGCACUGGGGACCUGAUGACGGAUUCCAAGGAACCUCGGGUGAGGCAGGGAGGGGAGUUAGGGUCAGGACGCACAGGCGAGGACACCCUGCUCAGACCUUGCCCCAAGCACAUGAGUGUCACAGAGAGGUUACGCAAAGUCAUCCAGGAGCUGGUGGACACAGAGAAGUCCUAUGUGAAGGACCUGGCCUGUUUGUUCAAAAUCUACCUGAAACCGCUGCAGAAUGAAACCUUCCUCACACUGGACGAGAUGGAGAGUCUGUUUGGCAGCCUGCCAGAGAUGCUGGACUUCCAGAGGGUGUUCCUACAGACGCUGGAGGAGAGGAUCGCCUUGUCACCUGACUUCAGCACCUUGGAAACACCCUCGCAGUUCAAGAAGCUGCUGUUUUCUCUUGGGGGUUCAUUUCUCUACUACGCUGAUCACUUCAAGCUUUACAGCGGCUUCUGUGCCAACCACAUCAAGGUCCAGAAGGUCCUGGAGAGAGCUAAGACGGAUCAAGCCUUUAAAGAAUUUCUGGAUGCGAGGAACCCCACCAAGCAGCACUCGUCCACCUUGGAGUCCUACCUGAUUAAACCAGUGCAGAGGGUGCUCAAGUACCCUCUGCUGCUCAGGGAGCUGGUCUCACUCACUGAUGCUGACAGCGAGGAACACUAUCACCUCACUGAGGCUCAGAAAGCCAUGGAGAAGGUGGCCAGCCACAUCAAUGAGAUGCAGAAGAUCUAUGAGGAUUACGGCUCUGUGUUUGAUCAGCUAGUCGCCGAACAGACUGGCCACGACAAGGAGGUCACAGAGAUUUCGAUGGGAGAGUUUCUCAUGCAUUCCUCAGUGGUCUGGCUCAACCCUCAUUCAUCAUUGGGUCGCAUGAGAAAAGACCCUGAAAUGACCGUGUUUGUGUUCAAAAAGGCGGUGAUAUUGGUCUACAGGGAGAGCAACAAGCUGAAGAAGAAAAUGGCCAACCCUCGUUCAGCACUGUCUCAUGGAGAUUCCGACCCCUUUAAGUUCCGUUGGCUCAUCCCGCUCUCAGCGCUGCAGGUCAGGUUGGGAAAUACUGCAGGAACAGGCACAGAAAGCAGUUGCAUCUGGGAGCUCAUUCACUCCAGGUCUGAAGUGGAAGGGAGACCAGAGACAGUCUUCCAGUUGUGUAGCAGUGGGCCUGAGAGCAAGGUCAGCAUCGUCAAGGUUAUCCGCUCCAUCCUCAGGGAGAAUGUGAGGAGGAACAUGAAGAGCGAGGGCACGCUGGAGAGGACCUGUAAGGAACACCCGGCCCCCCUGCGCAGCACCUUGCCCUCCUCCGCCCGGCUAGGUUCCUCCAGAGCCUCGUGGUUGUGUAAACAGCCGUGUAGAGAUCUCUCCACCCAGGCUGGGAAUCCCAAGUUGGGUUCAGACUCAGAUGAGGGAAGCCUGAGCAGUGGAACCUACAGUUUCUCUCAGGCUCCUCCACCCUGUCCUUCCCCUGACCAGCAGAUCUGGCCUCAGAUGUCAGAGCCCAACUCCACCUCUGUCGAAGAGUCAGAUAUUUUAAGUGAUGAGGAUGAUGACGGCUUUAGCGAGGGAACGCAGAAGAACAGUGAAGACAGCAGCUCCCCAACUUCUGCCACUGAGGCUCAGUUGCUCCAACUUCAAAUCUCAGAGGACGCUGUGUCAACAUGUGAACCAGCACCCUGUGCUCAACCUGAACGUGUUGGGGACACUCCAGAGAUCAAACCCAAAGAGGACAGUGCUGUUAAGAGGACAGCCAGUAGUUUUAAAAGGAGCCAGGGUGCACUGUUGAACAUGAAAGAGCACAGCAGGUCACUGGACAGCCAGACAGAUGCAGCAUCAUCAUCGGGGGUGGCAGACCUCAACACAUUACUGGAGAGAGAGUUUAGUGUUCAAAGUCUGACUUCAGUAGUCAAUGAGGACUGUUUCUAUGAUCCAGCUGCGAGUUAUGCCGCUGACUCAGGAAACAUUCCUUCCACCUAGGUGGUAGUGUGGACAAGACUUUACUGUACAUGGACCACAGGGUUAUGGCCAUAGAGGUCAGAGGGGCUGACCCAAGCCCAUAAGUCACAACAGGGGAUGCUCCUGUGGUCUACUGCAGGCUCUACCAGGGUGCCUCAACUCAUAAGUUGAUUUAAUAAGUCACACCUGCCUGCUAAAGGUUAGGUGUAAAUGAUGUAUUCUGAUGGAUGCCCAUUGGCUGACACACCCAGUUUCUCCUCUGAGAGAGGCGAAGCGAGGUGAUUUGUCCCACUGAUAAUGACUGCAGUGAAUCUGGCAGGCAGUGAUGCAUACUCGCUCUUUCUUCAGCUCGCUGGCCUGCGCCUCCUCGCUACAAACUGUCAGAGUGACGUAUUCCAUCCAAGUCUCCUCUGCAGCUCACGCAGAUUUGGCUUUUGACCUUUUCUAUGAAGAAAGGAGGAGAAUGUCCUUGGCCUGUCAGAUCUGCCUGUCAAUCUGAAAAGUUGGAGAAAGGGGAAGAAAUGCACAGUGCGCAUAUAAAAUAAAUCUGGUGUUUUGGCACAGGCGCCUUUAGUGUGGGUUCAGGACUUGUCAAGUAUUCAUUUUGUUUAACAGAACCAGGAAAUGCAUUUUCAGUGAAAAGGAAAUGAAAGAUACACCCACAGAGCGGUAGUGGUCAAGUCAGUGUUUCUGAGAAGAGAUGGGUGUAAAUCAAGAGAAAGUAGACCGACUUUCACAACUAAGCCUUUUCGCUGUUUUUUGUGCACUAAAGUACACUGUUUGCAUAUAUAUUAUUUUUAACUCUACAUCUUUUAAUGUUAUUAAUAUUGUUUUUAUUUAUUAACAGGUUUGAUUGUGUAUAUCCUAGCUAAGUACCUUUUUGGGUGGAGGUUUGAAGUAAAGGUUUGGUCUAUUCCUAAAGGAGAUGGCCAGUGAUUUUCUGUGUUUUGGUUUCCACAAAUCUAGAAGCCUAAAACUCUGAUAACUUCUUGCUUUGCACAUAACAGCGCUACUACCCUCCCAUUUUUUUGAGGACGAAACAUGCCAAUCGGUGCAGCGGUGUGGCUCAUUGGUGUGUUCUUAAUAGUUUUUGGACAACAGUGGAAGUCUGUGACAAACUAAACCAGGGUCUGGAUUCACAGACGCUACGCUACAUGAAAUUCAUUGUUUAUUUUAGUCUCUGUAUUGGGAGUUGUGGUAAAAUAACCAAAACACAGGGAAUUACUAGCCUUAUCAUUUAAAUAAAGAUGUUUAUUCACUGCAGUUUAAGUGGAGCCUGCUGGAUUUUGGCUGUCUUUCACUUAAGAUUGUAAUUUCCAGUGUAUACAGUACCAUGUAUGGCUGCUUAAUUGAACAGCAAUAAUGUUUAAAACCCAAUUUUCCUUGUUGUAUAUUAGUCUUUUCUAUCGUCUAAACAUCUACGUAUACAUAGCUGAUACUGUACAGAUAAGAAAAUAGAAAUUUGCAAUAAAUGCAGCUGAUAUUUUUGUAAAUCAGUGUAUAAAAAGUCUUUUCUAUCGUCUAAACAUCUACGUAUACAUACUUGACACUGUACAGAUAAACUAGCCAGGAAUUAGCAAUAAAUGCAGCUGAUAUUUUUGUAAAUCAUCGUUUGCCAUACAUAAAGUACAUGUUGAGGUACUGUAAAAGGCAAACCGCUACUACAGUCUUUACCUUCUCAGCUCAACCAUACCAUGCCUGUAAUGCUAGCAAACCAAUGAAUGUGAAUGCUCCAUUCUUAUGGAACUGUUUUACAAAUAAAGGGUUUAUCUGCGAAUGAGGCCUGGAGAACAAUGC